Molecule: messenger RNA, 591 nt
Organism: Anopheles aquasalis
Lineage: Eukaryota; Metazoa; Arthropoda; Insecta; Diptera; Culicidae
Source: RefSeq, a predicted model, not a curated record
CUCGAUUAACCGGGUGACUUAUACCUUUUGUUUCUCUUUUUCACAGGAUUCCGGAGCGUAGUUUUUGCGAAAAUCGUAAAACAGGACCCGCGCGAGAAAUAGGUGGCUCGCCUUUUCUACGUUCAGCGCUAGCGAGGAUUUCGAUUCACAGCAGUUCGUUUGUAUUAAGCAGUAAACAGUACUAGCACCCAGCCGGCAGAAUGUCCGAUCCGGUAGCCCGUCCCAUGAAGUUCCCGUACACCUUCUCGGCGAAGCUGGCACAGUUCCCGGUGCAGCACUAUUUCAAGAACCAGUGGAUCUGGCGCUACUACUUCAUCGCGUUCGGCGUUUCCAUCCCGCUGUUCUACAAAAUUCACAAGCUAGCCAACUCACCGGCCAACCAAGCCAAAUGGGCGGAAUCGAAGCGAAAAGAACACGCAGAGCAUCACUAAAGUGUGGAGCGCGAAUCCAAGCGGCGCGAUGCGCCUACGGUCACUAGCAUCCCUUUAGUAAUCCCCCGGACCUGGACUGGGCCCCGGCCCCGGACAGUAGGCGUAAGGAAGGGGGGAUGAUUGGUCUGGCAAUAAAUUGUGGCGGAUUGUAUGAAGCGUA